AUGGAAUUGUUCCAAGAACGAACACGUAAAGAACUUCCAGUUUCGUCAUCAUUUACGUACGUUCAGGAAAAUGAAAUUGCUGAUCAGUUGUUUAAUGUAUUCGAGUCAAUAUGGGCAAUCACGUCAUACAAUGAAGAAAAUGAAAUUCAGGAAUGCGAGAUAGAUUUGGACUACGAAGCAAAAGACGAAGAAAGUCCGGUGCUCGAAUCAUUUUCUUUGUCAUAUAUGAAGCGAGCGCUUGAUUAUUAUGAUGCAAUUAAUCCGAAAACAGGAAAACUAUCUCAUACAUGGAGAAAUGUUCAGAACAAAUUUAAAACGAUCAAAGAUCAAUCGUAUAAGUCCCGCUUCCGAGACUAUACUGAGAAAGGGCGAACGAAGAAACAAAAGGUGGAUUCAGCCGACGACUACGUUUAUAACAACUUCGAGCGUGCUCGGGAUCUCCUUUGUGCAGUACAUGAUAUUGAUUUAAAAAGAUGGGCUGUACGAAGAGCAAAGAUGAUGUCAUUGCAUGGUUUCGUGAUGUCAGAUCAUCGGAUCUUGAAUUUUAAACACGAACACAAUAUUUGCUCGACGAAAAUUAUAAAGGUAGUAACAAAGCGUGAUAUUGUCAAUGAAGCUGAAAUUAAAAAAUCAGCUGAUCAAUUUGUUUCUGAAGUUAAAUCACUGUUACCUUAUUAUAAUGAAGAUUUCGUAUUGAAUACAGAUCGAGCAGGACUUCAGCUUGAGUUUCCCUCAACUCGAACUCUCUCAUAUCAAGGAGAAAAGACAACACUUGCCACCGUACGUUCAGUAAAUGCAACUACUCAUAGUUAUACGGUUCAACCGACGAUCACCUUGAGUGGUAAGAUCUUCGGCCCUGUUUAUAUAUGUCUCAAAGAAGUAAAUGGUCGCAUGAGCGAUAAUAUUAAAGCAAAUCUUCCGCAGUUGAAGAAUGUUGUUGUUACAUGCAGCGCAUCAGGAAAAUUAACUACGUCAUUAGUUGAAUAUUGGCGUAAGGAGUGUCUUAUUCCAUCACUGACAUCACAGUCUGUAUUACUUCUUUCCGAUAGUUGGCCUGGACAGACAUCUGGAAAAGGCAUUUAUGAAUCAAUUAAAGGACUUAAGCGACUAGAAAUUCCAUGGAAAACAACAUCUACCAUUCAGCCGCUGGACGUCUUCUUUAAUAGACAAUGGAAAGUGAUCGUUCGUAGGGGUUCACGAGCGUGUUCCUCUUGA
Molecule: messenger RNA, 1215 nt
Organism: Adineta ricciae
Lineage: Eukaryota; Metazoa; Rotifera; Eurotatoria; Adinetida; Adinetidae
Source: the annotation of a GenBank genome assembly